Caenorhabditis auriculariae is the source of this 2132-nucleotide messenger RNA. Lineage: Eukaryota; Metazoa; Nematoda; Chromadorea; Rhabditida; Rhabditidae. The record is from the annotation of a GenBank genome assembly.
AUGCCGUUCAUGGGAAGUUCCACAUCUGCCGCCCAAUUUUUCACGUUGCCUUUUCGUCGGAAGAAACAACGGUGAGUCAUUUCUCAAUUUAUUUUUGGUUUGAGUUUUUUGAUAUGCACUGUACUGUUCUCUUCUUCUUUUUCGAGAAAACUUGAAAGUUUGCAAUACUUUCGAAAUUUUUUUCUAAUCUGAAGAAAAAAGGAAAAAAGCUGCAAAACUCAUCGAGCGUUCAGAUAUACAAUCAAUCCCCCGGAAGAAACAUACACCGUCAUUUACUUGGGAAAUGUUCUUACUGUGAUGGCACGCGGUGAUAAUUGCUACGAGAAACCGCUUGCUUUGAUUUGGAAGGCCUACUGCACCAGAAAUCGCUCAGAUUUAGGAAUGAAUCUCGAGGUUUUUGAAAAAAUCUGCAAAAAAUCAUUUCUUCCUUCAGAUAACGAGGUCUGGUCUCAAAGCCGAGACUAAGCAACAAGGGUUGACGGAGUAUUGGGCUCACAGGUAAAAUAGCCUUUCAAUAUCGGUUCACUCAUGUUCUCCUGUGCAGAAUCACUUUUUCGGCGGCUCCUCCUCAAUAUCCAAAAGUUUUUUGCUGGAUAUACAAGCAUGAUGGAAAGAGGUAGCGAUUUCAAUUAUUUUGGGAAAAAAAUACCAAAUUUCUUCAGACUAAAGCCCGAAUUGCGCUGUCACGCGGUAUUGUGUAAGAAAACUUCAGAUCCAAUGAUCAUCAACAAUAAACUGCAGGAGUUCCUGCACGCCGCUCUCCAGGUUUUGUCAAAUUUGAAAAAUUAGGGCUUCACAACUUCAAAUCCAACGUUUUCAGGAGUACAAAAGAGAAAAGCUGGCUGCUCAAAACGCGCGUUUGACCGGCUCAACAGGCUGUCCUCGGCGGAAAAUCUUGUUGCAGACAGGCACGCUUAACUUUCGUCCUCCCGUCAGCCGUUCCAAGUCGGCGCCGCGGCUCGGAAGCAUUGAUGAGGAACAAGAAGUUCGCUGAUGUUUAUUUAAUUCUUUUUUAUAUUGAUUUAUUUAGGAGGAGGAAAUCUCCGAUAACGAGUCCGUGUGCUAUCGCGCUGCCCCUGACAUCGUUUCGACAGCCUCGUUCAGCGCCAGCGAGCCGUCGAAUCCACCCGAGUCCAGUGGCCAAGGUAAAUACGAUUGUGGGUUGAACAAGUUGAUCUAGACAGUUUUCUCGGAAAAAUAAUCAAUCUACAAUUACAAUAUCUUUAAAUAUAUUCGAAAAUGGAGUAAUGAAAAAUUCAAAGAAAAAACUCUAGAACUUCGAGAAACCUAGAAACUUUUGAUGAAGUAAGGUUCAGCAACGCUUAAAAGUUUCUUUCUUUUUUUCAAAUGAGUUUUCAGCGACGAAUGCCUGGGCUGGAUCAAGCGUUUGCUCGGACGACGAACGACAUCGUCCUAACAACCGAGGAGAGCCUGACAGCAUUUCCGACGAAAGCGGUUAGUGACGUCUGUUUCGAGAAAAGUGAUAUAAUACAAAUUCUCGACUUUACUGAAGAUGUCUUCAUUUCGAAACGUAAAAUGGAGAUUUUUGUCAGAUUUCCAGAAUGUCGUCAAAUAUUUGGUCUCCUCUUUUCCAAAAUUUAGCUUUUUCAGCCCUUUUUUUGAUUAUCUUUUUUUCGAAUAGUAGAAAAAAACUUGAAUACUAAAAACACUCAUUUAAUAAAAAACCAUUAAACUCACGAACUUGUGGACUUCAAAAUUAUUCUGACGAGGAAGUCCUGUUUUAAGCACUUUGAAAUUUUCUGAGAAUUUUCGGUCUUUUCGGGGUGAGUUUUGGUUCUAUGAAUUUCAAAUAUCUAAGUUUAUCAAGAAUAAAGGCGGGCAAGUAAAAAGUUUUUGAAGAUUUUUUUAAAGAUUUUUUGAGCAAAUUGACAGAAAAUUUUGAAUUUUGAGCUGAAAUGACCUCUAUUAACAUUCACUGCUUGUUUCAUAGUUAACUCAAAACUCUCAAAAUGCGCAAGCGAAAAAAAAAUGAUUUGUAAUUUUCAGGAUACCAUGAAGAAGGCAAGUUGGUGCGAGAGUCCAGCGAAGAGAUGUACUACUCAGACGGAGACCUCGUCAUUCUCGAAGAGGACUAUGACGACGACGAAGAAGAGCUCGUCACGUCACUAUGA